CGGUUGCGCUGCCGUCUAAUUGUUCAAACGCAUGUACGCUGUGCCAAGUGGCGGUCGACAGCAGUAGAGCUCCUCUAAAACUCCCCAAGCUCCAUCAAAGUACACAAAAACAAACAGAGAUGUCGCAGUUGAAGAACGAGAAAGUGGGCAUUGUGGGCAGCGGUCUGAUUGGUCGCUCCUGGUCCAUGCUGUUCGCCUCGGUGGGCUACCAGGUUGUCCUCUACGACAUUCUGCCCGAGCAGGUGUCCACUGCCCUGACCGCCACCCAGAAGGAGCUGCUGGAUCUGGAGUCCAAGGGUCUGCUGCGUGGCAAACUGAAUGCCGCCCAGCAAUUCUCCUGCAUCUCCGGCACCAACGACAUCAAGGAGCUGGUCAAGGACGCCAUCCUCGUCCAGGAGUGCAUCCCCGAGCGCCUGGACCUGAAAAAGGCCCUCUAUAAGCAGCUGGAUGCCGUCGUCGGACCCAACACCAUCCUGUCCAGCUCCACCAGCACUUUUCUGCCCUCCCUCUUCAGCGCGGAUCUGAAAAACAAGGCCAAUGUUUUGGUCUCGCAUCCCGUCAACCCACCGUACUACGUGCCCCUGGUCGAGAUUGUGCCUGCGCCAUGGACGAAACCGGAAUGGGUGAAGAAGACGCGUGCCAUUAUGGAGGAGAUUGGCCAGAAACCGGUCACGUUGUCGCGGGAGAUCGAGGGCUUCGCCCUGAACCGCAUCCAGUAUGCCAUUCUCAACGAGACCUGGCGCCUGGUCGAGGCGGGCAUCCUGAAUGUCCAGGACAUUGACAGCGUGAUGAGCAAUGGACUGGGUCCGAGGUACGCCUUCCUGGGUCCCCUGGAGACGGCCCAUCUGAACGCCGAGGGCAUGGCCAACUACUUUGAGCGCUACUCGAAGACCAUCUAUGCCGUCAGCGAGACAAUGGGACCCACACCGAAGAUGGAGGGACCCGUCGCCGUCGAGGUGGCCAAGCAGCUGGGCGAGAUGGUGCCACUGGACCAGUUGGCCGCACGCCGCAACUACCGCGACAACUGCCUCACCCAGCUGAGCAUCCUCAAGAGCAAGCUCAACAAGCAGUAACUCAUCACUAUCCUUCUGUUCUUAUUUUUUUUUGUGAUAUGCUAAUGCCACACAUGUACUUUAAAUAUACGGAAACUGUCUAAACUAAA
Drosophila subpulchrella is the source of this 1162-nucleotide messenger RNA. It is a transcript of the gene Had1, whose product is annotated as lambda-crystallin homolog. Gene Ontology annotation, biological process: fatty acid metabolic process. NCBI's taxonomy places the organism in Eukaryota, Metazoa, Arthropoda, Insecta, Diptera, Drosophilidae. Gene Ontology annotation, molecular function: oxidoreductase activity, acting on the CH-OH group of donors, NAD or NADP as acceptor; NAD+ binding. The record is from RefSeq and is a predicted model, not a curated record. The transcript is spliced from 3 exons. The coding region runs from base 120 to 1073 and encodes 317 amino acids.